AAAGAAAUUAAGGUUAGAAAUGUUGAUGAUAUGGAAGAACUAUAUCAACAACUAGAACAGAUGAAUGAAAGACUUACCGCUCAAAUUGAAGGCCACUUAAAACUCCAAUCAAUAUAUCGGAAUUUUAGAUCAAUCUACAAAAAAAAGAAAGAGAAGUUAGAAGAGAGAACUAAAGUAAAGAAAGCAAAGAAAGAAAUUUAUAGAACUUACCCAACAUCUUGGAGACCUGAGAAAACUGAAACCAAGACAGAAAAAACCUAUCUUCAACAAGCCUUAAGCUACCCAGCUGGAUUGAAUAAUGAGCAAAUGCUUACCGAUAUAGAACCUAUGGCUGAAGGAACUAACAAGAACGAAAAGUCUGAAACACCUAACCGUAAUUGCCGUAAAAUAGUAAAUAUUGAAGAGGAUAAAAAUGGAAUUGAAGUUGAAAAGGAUAAAUGUAAGGCCCUUCGAUACUUACCAAUGUAUGGACCAUGCAUCUUCGAUCCCGGUGGUUUGACCUUGUCUCGUGGAACUUGA
Molecule: messenger RNA, 519 nt
Organism: Cetraspora pellucida
Lineage: Eukaryota; Fungi; Glomeromycota; Glomeromycetes; Diversisporales; Gigasporaceae
Source: the annotation of a GenBank genome assembly